CAACAGAGCCCGCCGGUGCGCGGCAUGGGCUGCGGACCCUCGCAGCCUGCCGGAGGCCAGGAACUCGUCCCCACGCGCAAAAGAGGCUGGGAAGAAGGAGUCAAGGCUGAUGUCAGUGAGACCAGUUCCAGGGAGAGCUGCAGCCCCCAGAUAGAAGCUGCAUUGCCCAGGGACACGGUGAGUCAUGCAGAAGACCAAGAGCCACAAGACCAGGUGGGAAACUUACCUGGGACCCUUCCAGAAAGCUCUCCAUCUCCUAAUGAAAGAAACAGAAGAAGAAAUUCAGAUCUGGCGAUCAAUGGACUAGCCAAUAAGCCCCAAGCCCUAGAGAAUGGAGAGCGACCAAAGUCAUCAGACAUCCUGGAGGAACUAAUUGUGCAAGGAAUAAUACAGAGCCGCAACAAAGUAUUUAGAAAUGGCGAAUCAUAUGAUGUCAUGGUCGACACAGCCGAGAAACCACUGAGAAAACCACCAGCCAGACUUAAAAAGCUCAAGAUAAAAAAGGCCCUGAAUGACCUCACAAUGCAGGACAUCCACGAGAAAAUGCAGGCAGCAGAGGCACGGCGCAAGACUAAAGAAGAACAAAUAAGAAAAAGACUACGGAGUGAGCGCCUUUGGUCCCCAGCCUGCCGCACAGGCUUUGCCCAAGUGGGCGGGGUCGAGGUUCCAUUUGCCAAAGCACAUCACAUCAGUUCAGCCUCCCUCGAAGACCCGGAUCCUGUGCUGCAGAGAGGAAAGCCCGUGAAGACGAAGCAAAAUCAAAGUGAGACACCCUGUCCCGACAGUAACUCCAAUUACGCAAGUUUUGGCAUCGUGGAGUCGGACCUGUCCUACAACCAAGAGGAGGACAUUUUCUAAGAAGUAGCUUUUGUGGGAUGGCUUAGUGUCUUCCGGUGUCCUUUUAGCACCAGAUGUCACUCCACUGGGGUUUCUGCCUUGACCUUAGGGACGGUGGUGGGAGCUAAAUGGCCAUGAAUGUAGAGGAAAGAGGAGGAAGGCGGGCCCCUCCUUCUGGUAUAACUCAGAACACACUGAGGAUGCCUGACCCUCAUGAACUUAUAUAGUUAUGUUGGUGCCAAAGGA
Molecule: messenger RNA, 1083 nt
Organism: Ochotona princeps (American pika)
Lineage: Eukaryota; Metazoa; Chordata; Mammalia; Lagomorpha; Ochotonidae
Gene: STMND1
Product: stathmin domain containing 1
Exons: 5
Coding region: 25-858 (277 amino acids)
Biological process (GO): neuron projection development; regulation of microtubule polymerization or depolymerization; microtubule depolymerization
Cellular component (GO): neuron projection; cytoplasm
Molecular function (GO): tubulin binding
Source: RefSeq, a predicted model, not a curated record